Messenger RNA from Nothoprocta perdicaria, 1218 nucleotides. Its product is annotated as sulfotransferase 1 family member D1-like. Lineage: Eukaryota; Metazoa; Chordata; Aves; Tinamiformes; Tinamidae. Gene Ontology annotation, biological process: sulfation. Gene Ontology annotation, molecular function: sulfotransferase activity. The record is from RefSeq and is a predicted model, not a curated record. The transcript is spliced from 7 exons. Gene Ontology annotation, cellular component: cytoplasm. The coding region runs from base 55 to 939 and encodes 294 amino acids.
GCCCGGGCCAGCACCUCUGUGGGCGAGCGCGGGCGCGGAGCUCUGCGAGCCGGGAUGGGCAGGGAAGACUUUGUCCGGCAAGAGCUGGGCAUGCUCCAUGGCAUGCCCCUCUACAAGUCGUUCAUCGAGGCCUGGCCGCAAGUGGAGGCUUUCCAAGCCCGGCCGGAUGACCUGCUCAUCUGCACCUACCCCAAGUCGGGCACCACGUGGCUCAGCGAGAUCUUGGACAUGAUCUACAAUGAUGGCAACGUGGAGAAAUGCAAGCGGGAUGCCAUCUUCAAACGGGUGCCCUUCCUGGAGAUGAGCGUGCCCGAUAUGCCUGGCGGCAUCGAGCUGCUGGCCACGAUGCCUUCACCACGCCUGGUGAAGACCCACCUGCCCGUCCAGCUGCUCCCCAAGUCCUUCUGGGAGCAGGACUGCAAGGUGAUCUACGUUGCCCGCAACCCCAAGGACGUGGUCGUCUCCUACUACUACUUCUACCAGAUGGCGAAGAUACACCCUGACCCUGGCACAAAGGAGGAGUUUCUACAGAACUUCAUGGCAGGGAAAGUGGCCUACGGGUCCUGGUACAGCCACGUAAAGGACUGGUGGGAGAAGAGGAAGGAGAAGCGGCUCCUCUACCUCUUCUACGAGGACAUGAAGCAGGACCCCCGGCCCGAAGUGCAGAAGGUCGCCCGGUUCCUGGGCAAGGAGUUGCCUGAGAGCCUGGUGGAGAAGAUCGUCCACCACACCUCCUUCCAGGAGAUGAAGAAGAACUCUGCCGCCAACUACGAGACCCUGCCGGAGUGGGUGAUGGACCACAACCUGUCGCCCUUCAUGCGGAAAGGGAUCACCGGGGACUGGAAAAACCACUUCACGGUGGCCCAGAACGAGCGCUUCAACAAGCACUACAAAGAGCAGAUGAAGGACUCUGAACUCUGCUUCCGCAUGGAGAUAUGAGGGGACUGUGAAACCACCGGCGGCCCCGGGCGGCCCAGCCUGGGGGUCCCAGGAGCUGCCGCACGUCAUGGGCCCCUCUCCGUGGGGAUAAGAGGUGGGUUUCCCCCCUGCUGUGGUGCUGGGUGUUGCUGCUCCCGGUUUCAGAGGUGGAGACUGGGAUUCAUGUCCCUCACCACACUGGGGAGCUAUCCUGGGUUUGUAUGAGGGCUGUCCCUGCUGGCGAAAUCUGGGUUCUGACCUUGCCGUGUCACGCGAUUUUGUGCAAUGUUGAGAAUGAGC